Strongylus vulgaris is the source of this 612-nucleotide messenger RNA. Lineage: Eukaryota; Metazoa; Nematoda; Chromadorea; Rhabditida; Strongylidae. The record is from the annotation of a GenBank genome assembly.
AUGCGUUCGCCUAUAAAUACCUGCAGAGAGAUGAUCACUCCAUUUGAGAAAUUGGUUCACAAUAAUGAAACUGGCACUUGGGAUGAGGUAGACAAUCAAUUCAGUUUUCGAAAUGCCUGCUGGUUUACCGUCUGCUCUUUGAUGCAACAAGGGAGCGAGUUGUCUCCUAGAGCUCCAAGUAUGAGAGUUGCAACUGCUGUAUGGUGGUUUUUCACAAUGAUCCUUCUUUCGUCGUAUACUGCCAAUCUGGCUGCCUUCCUCACAACUCAACGAAUGGUCUCUCCUAUUGAAAACGCAGAUGACUUAUCUUCGCAGACGAAAAUCAAAUACGGCACAUUGGGACGAGGAUCAACGAUGUCGUUCUUCAAUGAAUCCAAGAUAGAGACUUAUGAGAGGAUGUGGAAACUAAUGUCUAGCAAUCCUGCUUAUUUUGUAAAUUCUUCAAAUGAGGGUAUUGCACGAGUGAAGAGCUCUGAUUACGCUUAUCUGAUGGAAUCGUCAAUGUUGGAAUAUGCUGUAGAACGUGAUUGUGAGCUUAUGCAGAUUGGAGGUCUGCUGGACCAAAAAGGUUAUGGAAUCGGAUUGCCAAAAGGUGAAUCUGCUUUUGAAUAA